AUGCCUCCUCCCGUUCAGUCCGCAUACAAGCGCAUUGCCCAACCCGUCGUCGGCGAAAACGGAUACCAGCCAUGCCAAUGCGGGAAAUCUGAAGUCCUCCCCAAAGGCUGGAAUGGAUUCAAUGCCAAAGCUCUCAAAAGCGAUAUCCGUCUUGACCACGACGUUGAGAUUGUCGUCCGCGACGGUGUCCGUUUAUACGCCGAUGUCUACCGACCCGCGAAUACCGACGAGAAAGUCCCGGCCGUGCUGAGCUGGUCUUUCUACGGCAAGAAAUACAGUGCGCUGGAAAUGCUUCCCAUGUGUGUUUGGAAAUGCUGCGUGAAGCCCUCUGAUCUCAGUGGAUUGGAGAAGUUCGAAGGCCUGGAUCCGCAGACUUGGUGUCCUCGCGGUUAUGCUAUUGUCAGCGUCGAUACUCGCGGCGCUGGGCAUUCUGACGGGCAGAUUUGUGUUAUGGGGACACAAGAUGCAGAGGACGGGUACGAUGUUGUGGAAGCCAUUGCGAAAAUGGACUGGUGUAAUGGGAGAGUCGGCAUGGCGGGCAACUCUGCGCUUGCCAUUUCGCAAUGGUUCAUCGCUGCGCAACAACCUCCUUCGUUGAAAGCCAUUGCGCCCUGGGAGGGGUCUGGUGAUAUUUAUCGCGAGCAGUUCUGUCGCGGUGGUUGGUUCUCCAUGAGCAACUUUGAUCUUAUUGCCAAGGCAAUUGUUCGCGGAAGUGAGAGCUCUGGUCUAGAGGACUUUGAAGAGAUGUAUCGCCGCUCAAAUGUCUCAAGUCCCUUCUGGGAAGACAAGAGAGCCGACCUCACCAAAGUUCAAUGCCCGGUUUUUAUUCGCGGAUCUGAUGUGAGCUCGAUCCACACUAUGGGAUCUAUUCGUGGUUGGUUGGAGGUGCCUCAUACCAAUAAAUGGAUUCAGUGGGGAAGCAAGCAGGAAUGGUAUGAACUAUACAGUGUUCCCGAAUCCAAUGAGGAGCUCGGCCGAUUCUUCGAUCGAUACCUCAAGAGCAAACAGAAUGAUUGGGAGGAUACUCCCAAGGUUCGGUGGUCUGCUCUGCAAUUCGGAGAUCGUGAAGCAAUCGACGACAUUGUUCUUGAGGAUUUUCCUGCGCCUUCAACCGAGUACCGACAGUUCUUCCUCGGAAAUGAUCAACAGCUCUCCAUAACUGCUUAUCCACAGACACUUCGGAUCGAAUACGACUCGGAGGAUCGCCACAGUGUUGCCGAAUUCAAUUAUAAGUUCGAAAAGCCGGCGCGUCUCAUCGGCCUGCCCAAGGCUGUACUUUACAUGUCUUGCGAGGAGCGUGACGAUUUCACCGUCUUCGUCAUCCUACGCAAGAAGGAUAAGAAUGGGAAGGAGCUGAUGCAUCUCAAUUUCCCAUUCCAUGCUACGCCAGUCAAAUCAAUCGAUGAAAUUCCCGAGGCAGAGCAGGCUAGUCUGAAUCUGCAUCUUGGUUCGGUCGGCAUCCUGCGUGCCUCCCACCGGGAAAUUGAUUCUUCGCGAAGUAUCCACUCUCAGUUCCCUUUCCACCCCCACAAACGCCAGGAAAAGGUCGCUCCUGGUACGGUCGUGAAGCUGGAGAUUGGGAUUUGGGCGAUGGGUGUCGACUUUGAUGAGGACGAAUCUAUCAGCGUUAAGAUCGGUGGACAAUACCCCAGCAUUGCCGAGUAUAAGACUUUCUCACGUCCGAGACCGGAGCAUGAAUUGAACCGCGGCAAGCACAUUAUUCAUUGCAGCGAGGAGUAUCCUAGCUCGGUGAUCUUGCCCUUUAUUUAG
Molecule: messenger RNA, 1770 nt
Organism: Penicillium argentinense
Lineage: Eukaryota; Fungi; Ascomycota; Eurotiomycetes; Eurotiales; Aspergillaceae
Product: CocE/NonD family hydrolase
Exons: 2
Coding region: 1-1770 (589 amino acids)
Molecular function (GO): dipeptidyl-peptidase activity
Source: RefSeq, a predicted model, not a curated record